Messenger RNA from Stomoxys calcitrans (stable fly), 3271 nucleotides. RefSeq names its product ribosome-binding protein 1 (gene alt). The transcript is spliced from 6 exons. The record is from RefSeq and is a predicted model, not a curated record. Lineage: Eukaryota; Metazoa; Arthropoda; Insecta; Diptera; Muscidae. Gene Ontology annotation, cellular component: endoplasmic reticulum membrane. The coding region runs from base 283 to 3135 and encodes 950 amino acids.
UUUCGCCAGCUCUACCAUUCGUGAAAGCCCAUCCACCCGUUUACACAAAAUUUUGCUUGUUUUAAACUUAAUUUUUAUAUUUGAUAUUAAAAUAACACAAAUAACUACAUAAAAACACAGAGUAAAGUGCAUAAAAGUGUGUGUCGAAAAAAGACCGAAAACCGAAGAGAAAACCAGAAAAAUUUGUGCCUGUAGUUGUUGUGUGUUCGUGUACGAUUAAAAAGGAUAAAUAAACAUCGUUGCAGAUUGGUAACGAGCAAAAAGGAAUUAUAAAAUUAUGCAAUGAUGGAUUUACACAUUUUAAUCGUAAUUGCCUGUGUAUUUCUGGCAUCUCUGUUUUCUUUGCUAUUCAUCAAUAAAUUCCUUCGCCGCAAGACCUUUGAAGAAAUCAUUGCUGAGAAGAAAGCGCUAACGGAAAAGAUAUAUGGCAAAGAGAAAAACACUAACAAAAAACCGAAAAAGAUAUCUUUAAAAAAGGAAAUGAAACGCGAAAAAAAACAGCGACUGAAAGAACAGCAAGAGGACUCGGAUGGACAAUCGGAACAACCCUCAGUUGAAGAUGAGCCUCAAGGCCUAUCGAAAACACACGUUGAAUUCGAACCAGAUGCAGAAAUUGUUACAUACAAUAAUCAAACAGCUUCCAGACGUUCCAGCAAUGCCGAAAAAGAGAAUAUCAAUAAACAGAUCAAAGGUAAAAAGGAUAGGAAAGGCAAUUAUCGUAGUGGUAUUUUAAUGCACAAAAAUGAUGCAGCCAAUACAAAAGAAAUUGCGGCAAAUGAACCGGCGAUUCCAACUAAUCAUUUCGAUAUCAAGACUCCAAAGGACGCUGUGGAGUUGAAAAAAUCCGAAAAGAAAGAAGAAAAAAUACAACAGCAAAAUAAAAAAGAGAAGGGUGCCAAAAAAGCAGAUAAUCGUCAGACAUCUGAAAAAAUAGUGGCAAGCGAAAGCAGCCAGACAGUUAAUGAAGCUGUUGUUGCGGUGGUCAAAGAAGUUAAACAACUUGAGGAGAAAGUUCGCCAAAAUUCUCCCAAAACAAAUCAGCAGAAAAAUAAACAACAGAAUAGGAAACAAAAAGAUUCUAAAGAUAUUGUGGCAGGCCUUGAAAAAUUAUCGGAAUCGGACACAAUUGGGGUAUCAUUGCUUAUGAAUCUGUUUCGCCGCGCCGAGCUAAAUCGAUCAGAAAUUCAAAUUUUAAUUGAUUACCUAUUGAAUCGGCAACAGGACAUGCCGUCGUCCCAUUCAGAAUGGUCCGAUGAUAUAUGCCAGAAGCUUAAGCGACAGUUAGAGGAAAAAGAAAAGGCAUUGGCAGAAGAGCAGGAAGCCUCCAUUGGCAUACAAGCGAAAUUAAGGGAACUUCGUACUGAAAUUAAUACUGAACGAGCUUCCAUGAGUAGUACUAUAAAAUCCUACGUCGAAAAAUUGCAAACUAGAGAUCAAGAUAUUGCACUUUUGGAGCAAAAGAUUAAAACCUUAAAUGACACUUUGGCACUAGAGCGCCAACAAUUCCAAGCAAAGCUUAUGCAUGAGAAACAAUCUGGAUCCCAAGAUAUUAUGGCCCAGCUGCAAAUAAUGCAAAACGAGAUAGCUCGUAAAGAUAAAUGUAUUUCCGAACUAACUUGUGUUGUGAACGCCUCCCGCCAGGCGGUUGAGGAGUCCCAACAGAAAAAUGAUAUCAUUCAAAAUCAGACACAACAGUUGCUUGUUUUGGAACAACAGCGCGAUGAGUUGGAGCAAAUGUCCAAUAAUACAGUUUUUGAACGAGAAAGAGCCAAUCAAUUGGAGACGGAAUUAAACGAACUAAAAUUGGCCCUAGGUUUAGCCAAUGAAAAGCUCAGGUCGGAUCUGAAUCAGUUUAAUGCAGAAAAAGAAGCCUUAAUGAAAGAACUAUCAUUGUUGCGAACAAAGGAUUUUGCCGAAAAACAACAAGAGUUGGAAGCCCUGCAAAAGAAAAAUGCAGAUUUAACACAACAACUUCAUAGCAUUUCCAGUAAGACUCACGAACAAUCAAAGGAACAAAGUGAUUUGCAAGUAACCAUUAAUGCGCUUCAGCAACAGUUGGUCGACCGACAACGUCAACUGGAUGCGUCUGACGCAAUCAAAUCGCAAUUGCAAAAGCAAAUAUCUACUAUGGAAGCCGAGAUUAAACACAAAUCGUAUGUGCAAGCUGAGCUUCAAACGAUUGUCGAAAGUCUCAAAAAUGAUGUAAAGUCUAAAAACAAUGCACUGCAAGACAACGAACAGCAGGUGCAACAUCAACAGGAGCUUCAGAGAACGCUUGAAGCACUAAAAGUUGAAAUAAAGAAAAAAGAUCAGCAAUUGCUGGACAAUGAAAAACACAAUCAACAACAAGACUUACAGAAAAUCGUUGAUUCGCUUCAAGAAGAUCUUAGUAAGAAGGAUGGUCAGCUGAAAGAAGCUGAAAAACAUUCGGAACUUUUAGAUAGUCGCGAAAAAGAGCUAAUGCAGCAAUUGCAGGAACAAAAAGAGAAAAAUAAUGAUUUGCGCUCUAAAAACUGGAAGUUGGUUGAGGCUUUGCAAAAUUCUGAAGCAAAAGUUAGUAAACAAAGCCAAAAUGUAAUUUUAGGUGUUCAAGAGGAAAAACUCUUAUCUGCCGCUGGCAAGACAGGAAAGACUGUUUAUUCUGAUGCUGGUGCAAAGGAUCAAAAACACAUGCGUGAUCUAUUCCAGCGAUUGUGUCCGGAGGCAGUCAAAGCUUGUGCCGGCACAGCACUGACUGUUCCAUUUGAUCAAUGGGCUGAGCAGGUGUUAUUAACCUACAUAAAACAGCAACAAGUUAGCAGUAGUCACAAAUCUACACAAUCAUCUAACUCACAUAGCCCUUCCAUUAAUCAACACUCCCAUGCCAAUGGCAGCCGGAGUAGCAGUUCCAGCAUAAGUAGCAGCCCUGGAGGUGACAUCAAUGACAUGGAUAGGUCUGAGUUACUUAAAGAGAAUUCUAUCCUGCGCAUUCAAAUCGACGAGUUGACAAAACUCGCCAGAAAAACUGAAAACACAUUGUCCGACCUGAUGCAGAAAGCUGAAGAGCAAGAAGAACAUUGGCGCAGUGUUGUGCGUUCUAAAGAUGAGCAAAUCAAUACGUUACAAUACAAUUCUAAUGGUCAGCAAGGCAUUUAAUGUCUGUCUCAGUUUCAUAUUGGAAAGAACUUAUAAAAAUUAAGCACUAAAGUAGUAUGCAAUAAAGAUACAUAAAUAAUUCAAUUAUGAUUAUAUUAUAACAACAUAAACAACCAAAAUAAUCUGAAAAACUAAA